UAGUUUCUUCUAGCCAGCAUAGGCACGGAUACAUUAUAUACUAGGUUCAGGUUUACGAUCAGGCGUGGCACUGUGCGCUAGUGCUCUUAGACCAGCGAAUGUAAGUCGAGAUGGCAGCAGAAUGGCUCUGGCUGGAACCGUCGUGGCAGGACGGUAGUAGCGGGUGGGGCAGCGGAGGAGGAAGCAGCAGAAGCAGCAACGAAGGGACCAGGGACUGCUGCUGCCAGCCGUCUGACCACACCGACUCGACCAGUGAACCCAAGGAGGUGACCGUCGUCAAGACGCGGUUCGGGCCCAUUCACGUGACGAUAGUUGGCGACAGGAGCAAGCUACCGCUUAUCACGUAUCACGACAUUGGCAUCAACCACGCGCUGUGCUUCGGUCCGCUGAUGCACUGCCCCGACACGGCGCCCAUGCUCCGCCACCACUUCUGCUUCUUCCACGUCGACGCGCCCGGUCACCAGGAAGGCGCGCGGCAUCUGCGCGGAUCCGCGUCACACUACACGGCGCAGGACAUGGCGGACCAAGUAGCUGACGUCAUCAACUCGCUCGGGUUAGUGGAUGUGACGUGCAUGGGCGUCACGGCGGGCGCGUACAUCCUCACGCUGCUCGCUCUGCGCCAUCCGUGCCUCGUGCGCUCGCUCAUCCUCGUCUCGCCUCUCUGCCGCCCGCCCUCCUGGGCCGAGUGGGCCGCUUCCAAGGUGCUGGUGUCGUCGCUGUCCCUGGUGGGCGCUGCGUCCACCGUGGCGUCCGCGGCCCUCAUGCAGCGAUACGUCCCCCUCGCGCGGACCAAGCCCAAUCAACGGCCGUCCAGCCCACAGCUCACAGCCAUUCAAGAGGGAAUGCGGGGAAUGGCAGCGGACGCCAUGGUGCAGUACAUCAAAAUCAUGGGCCAGCGCAGAGACCUGACGGGGCUGCUGAGCGGCAUGCGGUGCCCGUGCCUGGUGGUGGUGGGGGAGCUCUCGCCCUUCAGGGACGACGCGCUGCACCUCCGCGCGCACCUGCCACGCGGACUCGCUGCCUGGUUCCAGGUGCCAGCGAGCGGGUCUGUGACAACGAGGGACUGCCCGCACCGGCUGUUAGACCCCCUGCACAAGUUCCUCUCCUCCUGCGGCUACUGCCUCUCCUGCCCCUCCUGCGCCCCCCCUUGCACACCCCCGGACUCCACCGCGCCCACGCCCCUCUAUGCCUCCCCCUCCCUCUCCUCCCCUUGCUCCUCCGUCUCCUCCCUCUCGUCCUCCUCCUGCUGCUGCUCCUGCCUGUGCUCCCUCUCCUCCCCCCGCACGCCCCUCGCCCCGACCUUUCGCCCCGAGGACCUGUCUCUAGCGGCCCAAGGCAGCAGGUUAAAGCCCAUCCGCACCAAGUGGGACGGCAGGGGGAUGAGCAGCAGGGGAGGUGGCGGUGAUGCGAGGGGGGGAUGCACUGGAGGGGCUGUGUGCGGUGGGGAUAGACCACAAUUCGCAUGGUGCUGACAAGAGGGGGAAUGAGAGGAGUCGAAGUCAGAAAUGGAGCAGAGACGGGGAGAACGAGAGAGCAUUCUAUGGCAAUAAUGUGGCCAGGACGAAUGUCUUGGUCACGAGAGUAGCUUGAGGGAGACUCAAGUACUGGUGGUAUCUGGAAGGCGCACGAAUAAGCAGCUCAGGGGAGGCUGCAGCACGGCAGCCAUGACACACACGGUGCUAUGCUUCCAAGAGCGUCGUGACACAUACGCGUACACAGGGGUCAGGCCGCCAUACACACUUCUCAAGUCCUAGGUUCAAGAGGAAGCAGCCAUUCUUUAUGCACGCGCUAACUGAGACCUGCUGUCUUAAGGUUUCCUCCCUGACUGGCCAUUUUGCCUCUCGUUCAUAAGAUUGGGUCAUUUCUGC
Messenger RNA from Closterium sp. NIES-67, 1868 nucleotides. Lineage: Eukaryota; Viridiplantae; Streptophyta; Zygnematophyceae; Desmidiales; Closteriaceae. The record is from the annotation of a GenBank genome assembly.